Molecule: messenger RNA, 2294 nt
Organism: Macadamia integrifolia
Lineage: Eukaryota; Viridiplantae; Streptophyta; Magnoliopsida; Proteales; Proteaceae
Product: protein PNS1-like
Exons: 5
Coding region: 248-1906 (552 amino acids)
Biological process (GO): transmembrane transport
Cellular component (GO): membrane
Molecular function (GO): transmembrane transporter activity
Source: RefSeq, a predicted model, not a curated record
UUAGAAGCAGUGCCUUACACGCCCUGCCAUUAAAGGUGAUAAAGUUGUGGUAAAUCAGUCUUUCUUAUGGAUGUGGAUGGGAAACCCUCACAGUACGAUCCUCAAAAAGGCUUAAGCUGCCAAAAAAGAGAGAGCUUGGGGUUAAAAUCUUAAGCAUUUAGCUAUUUACUUGAGCAGCACCACCAGAUACGACCGCCGGCACCAUUCCCAUCAUCUCUUUCCAGUUUCCACAGGUUUCUCAGCAGAGAUGGGUGCAGUUGAUGACGUUGUGAUGGAGGGAGAAAGCGAAAAAGUUACAGUGAGAGAAGAAGAAGAUGAGAAGGUGGAGGAAGAGAAAGAGAAUGGAGAUGUGAAGGAACCCAGUAAAGAACAUAUGGGUUUACAGGAAAACGUGGUUCCAGAUUCAUCUCGGUCUGAAUUUACAGUCUCCAAGCUGCGAACUUUGAACCCGACAAACCCUCUUAGAGUUAUCAUUCAAGGAGUUCGAUCUGCUCGUGUUCAAACUCGUCCCCCUUCACAACCACAUCCUCAUCCUCCUCCUCCUCCUCCUCCUUCGGAGCCCCCUCUUUCAACUCCACGGCAAUCGUUGUCUAAUCUGAAUUCAAGGGCUUACACCAAUCGAAUAUUUCUGGUUCUGUUUCUACUCCACAUGGUAGCUGCAGUUGGGUUACUCUGUUUUCUUGGAUUCAAGGCAGUUCAGGGGCUCUUCGAAAGAGGAAAAACUGACAGACACGAGAAGAGGAUGUUCAAGUACUGGUUUCCCCAAGCUGAAGGCGCAACUGUUCUAGGCAUCAUUCUUGCCUUCUUGUGGCAAAAGGCAGUCAGACACUGGCCCCAUUUCAUGGUUAAUUUCAUACUCUGGGGCACCUUCGCCACUUCCAUGGCUGCAGGAAUUCUCCUCCUCUGCUUCCAGAAGCGUUCCACGGACGGGGUCGGUGUGGUCUUUCUGUUAUUCGCGGUCGGUAAUGGCCUUUAUGCGUGCUGGGUCACACCGAGAACCAAGUUCUGUGCAACAGUUAUCACCAAAUCGCUCGAACCAGCCGCGAAAUUCCCCGAUCUCAGUCGGCCCACUUACUGGAUGCUUGGGAUGUGUUUCAUGUGGAUAUCAAUUUGGGUUUUUGCAGUGGUUGGAGCCCUUAAUUUCUACGUUCCCCCUUUGGUUAUAAUCCUUCUGGUCUUGAGCUUGGCUUGGAUAGCAGAAGUGAUGAGAAAUGUAGCUAAUUUAACUGUGAGUCGGGUUAUCGCCCUUUACUAUCUCAGAGGAAUGCAAUCCAACACCCAAUUCUGCUUCCAGAGAGCCAUGUCAAGGAACCUUGGAAGUGCUUGUCUGGGUUCGUUCUUUGUGCCUGCGAUCGAAGCUAUGAGAAUCGUGGCUCGAGGUCUCAAUUUGCUUGAAGGUGAAGAUGAAUUCAUGUUCUCUUGCGCUCAUUGUUGCCUCAGAGUCAUGGAGACCAUUUUCAGAUACGGCAAUGGCUGGGCCUUUGUUCAGAUAGCUGCAUAUGGGAAGGGAUUUGUGAGGGCAUCAGAGGAUACAUGGGCACAAUUUGUAAGAGAAGGAAUGGCUGCCAUAGUCGAUUCCGAUAUAACCAGCGCGAUAUGCUUCUUGACCGGAGUUUGCAGUGGCUCCAUCUGUGUCCUUGUCACUGCUUCAUGGUCGUGGAUGGUUUACAAGAGCUACACGGCCACUGUGUCACUCCUUGCAUUCUUCAUUGGAUACCUCUUGACUCGGAUUGGAAUGGCAUUACCACAUGCUUGUGUUAGCUGUUACUAUGUGUGUUAUGCAGAGAACCCAGUGAACAGGUUAUUUGAUAGAACAAUUCCUGACCGGCUCGACAUGAUUAAAUCCGGCAAAGCUUACACUGUACCGACCCCCCGGGUCCCUGUUCCCCGGCGAUUCACAGUGUAGGGCCUAACAAGUUUGAAGCUUGAAGAAUUCCAGGGUACAAAACUGUAUGUGUUCAUCAGCUUGAGGAAUGGUUUUGAGCUAAAGAAUGGAGAGUACAGCAUUUUGGUCGGACCAAUUUGCAUCGGGCCAGAGCUUGAACCGGACCAGGCUGAUUCAGGAUGGAUCCACAAAGGUGGGAUGAUGACAUGAUGAUGUUGACUUUGACUAUUCAGCCUUCGUUCUUUAUUGUAUUUAUUUUAAAAGGAGAGGAAAUGGAGAGAGAAGGAGGAGGUGGGUGGUCUGUUUAGCUUCCCAUGUACAUGUGUAAUGUCCCAUAGCUUUGGCAUCCUUUUGGGAUAUUCGUUUUGUAUUGUAACUUCUUUUUUGUUUAAUGAAAAUUUUGUAUUAU